AUGGCAAAAACGGAAACAAUAGAGGCAGUUCAUUGUCUUCUUACAGAUAUAGUGGAAUCUGAUGUACCCUUUGGAGGAAAAACUAUUAUUUUUGGCGGUGAUUUUCGCCAAACCCUGCCUGUUAUUGAACAGCUAGGCGAGUCAGAUUCGAUCAAAUCGAUUGUUCUAUAUUCAUAUUUAUGGUCUCAUAUGCGUAAGCAGCGACUGGCAACAAAUGCGAGAGCUGCCUUAGAUCCUGCAUUGUCAGCUUUUUUUAUUAGAGUUGGAGAAGAUGUUGAACCUGUUGAUGAACAUGGUCAGAUGUCCCUUCCACCUCAUAUGGUUAUUUCUUAUCAUAACAAAGAAGAGUCGCUUGACAGGUUAUUUGGGAUUGUCUUUCCUGAUUUAAAUCUGUACUCUUGUAAUCCUUAUCGAAUAAUAAAUAGAUGUGUACUUUGUCCAAAAAAUAGUUCAGUGGAUGAAAUUAAUAGGAUGAUGAUUGCAAAAUUUCCAGAAAAUCUUCACAGAUAUAGAAGUUGUGAUAGAACUGUUGAUAAGAGAAAUCUGACAGAUUAUGAGGACUUUCUAAAUUCUUUUAACCAAAGAAUGGUACAUGUUAUUCCAGUUAGAGACGUCCUACCAGGCUCUGAAGGCAGAACCUGCAAAGUCACCGUUCAAGAAAAACAACAGAUAACUGGAUCAGCAAUGCCGCCAAUGAAAAAAUGA
Molecule: messenger RNA, 705 nt
Organism: Coffea arabica (coffee)
Lineage: Eukaryota; Viridiplantae; Streptophyta; Magnoliopsida; Gentianales; Rubiaceae
Source: RefSeq, a predicted model, not a curated record